Molecule: messenger RNA, 1602 nt
Organism: Bombyx mori (domestic silkworm)
Lineage: Eukaryota; Metazoa; Arthropoda; Insecta; Lepidoptera; Bombycidae
Gene: gny
Product: dolichyl pyrophosphate Man9GlcNAc2 alpha-1,3-glucosyltransferase
Exons: 1
Coding region: 1-1602 (533 amino acids)
Biological process (GO): protein N-linked glycosylation
Cellular component (GO): endoplasmic reticulum membrane
Molecular function (GO): dolichyl pyrophosphate Man9GlcNAc2 alpha-1,3-glucosyltransferase activity
Source: RefSeq, a predicted model, not a curated record
AUGACGAAAAGAGCCGAUCCAGAUAGGUUUACGGUAACGAAAGAUGCGCUUUUGCCGGGUAUAUUUUUCGCAUUACUUGUUCGUUGGUGUGUUGCCGCAUAUCCGUAUUCUGGAUAUCGUAAACCACCGAUGUAUGGAGACUUCGAAGCUCAGAGACAUUGGCAAGAGAUUACUGUUCACACACCGGUAACAACGUGGUAUCAUAACACGACGCAAAAUGACCUUGAAUAUUGGGGCAUGGACUAUCCUCCGUUAUCAGCGUAUCAUAGCUUGUUGAUGGGCCUCGUUGCGGACUGGCUGGAUCCGGAAUCCGUGAGGCUCUUCGCGUCAAGAGGCUACGAAGAUGACUCUCACAAAACAUUCAUGCGUUGGACGGUAUUCCUGAGUGAUUUGUAUUUCUAUGCGACAGCAGUCCUAUGUAUAUGCAUAGACGCGGAACGUGUGAGAGCUAAAGAAACAAAAUGGGUGUUCAAGAGGACUGAUCUAUCAACUAUCUUGUUUUUAUUGUACCCCGGUUUAAUUCUUAUCGAUCAUGGUCACUUUCAAUACAAUUGUGUGUCACUAGGUUUGUUUUUGUGGGCCACUUUCUUCAUAAUAGCCAUUGAGAAUGAUGUGUUAGCGACAAUAUUCUUCGUUUUUGCUCUGAAUUAUAAACAGAUGGAAUUGUAUCAUGCAUUACCCUUUUUCAUUUAUUUGCUUAGAAAGUGUUUUAUUGGAAUACCUCCACGUAGUAAAUUUUCUCAUAUUGUUCACAAAUUUAACAAAUUAGCAGUUGCUGUAAUAUCUUGUUUUAUUAUUAUAUGGUAUCCCUUCACCAAGUCUUGGGAUAAUAUAUCUCAGCUUGUACAUAGGUUAUUUCCAAUCAAAAGAGGAGUAUUCGAGGAUAAAGUUUCUAAUAUAUGGUGCUUUGUAAAUGUUUUUGUAAAAUUAAAAGACGUGUACACAAAUGAAGAGAUGGCUAGAAUGUGCCUGGUAGCAACUGCGGCAGCUGCUCUACCAUCGUGUAUCGAUUUAUUUUUAAGAAUCAACAAAAAAAAAUUUGUACUUUGCCUCAUAAAUGUUUCACUAGCGUUCUUUAUAUUUUCGUUUCAAGUUCACGAGAAAACAAUAUUAUUGGUGGCUAUACCUGUAGCCUUGCAUCUUCCUGAAGAUCCCUUCAUGUGCUUUUGGUUCCUACUCAUAUCUACCUUCAGUAUGCUGCCAUUAUUCCUUAAAGAUGGUUUACUUAUACCAUUCAUAUGUACAAAUGUUAUUUACAUUUGUUUCUACAGCAUAUGUGUGAAAUUAGCUCAUCCGAACAGUGAUUUUCUAUCAUUUUUCAGUGCGAAUAGAAUCGACAAGAUAGUACGGCCAAAUCAACAUGAAAACUCAGUAUUAAUGACACUACUGAGCACGAAUUUCUUUUUUUCAUUCAUUUGUAUGAUAUGGUUGAUAGUGGCCGCUGUAUUCAUCCCUCCGCCGGUUUCAUAUCCAGAUUUGCCUGCGUUGCUCAUUUCCGUUUUCUCAUUCUGCCAUUUUGUUUUAUUCUUCAUAUAUUUUAAUUAUCAACAAUUUUCUAUGCCAAUGUGUUUGCCAGUUCCUCAAAAAGCUAAAACUAAAUAA